This is a messenger RNA of Achroia grisella, 4191 nucleotides long. It is a transcript of the gene Mct1, whose product is annotated as monocarboxylate transporter 12. Lineage: Eukaryota; Metazoa; Arthropoda; Insecta; Lepidoptera; Pyralidae. The record is from RefSeq and is a predicted model, not a curated record. The coding region runs from base 208 to 1854 and encodes 548 amino acids. The transcript is spliced from 6 exons. Gene Ontology annotation, biological process: transmembrane transport; monocarboxylic acid transport. Gene Ontology annotation, molecular function: monocarboxylic acid transmembrane transporter activity.
AAAUAUCCGAGAUCAAUAACAUAGUUUUAAUCUGUAUAUGAAGCAAUCAUAUCGUAAUGACAAUACAAAAUAUUUGUACAAAUUAGCAUCGUAUUAGAGAUAAUCAUCUAGUAUUUUAAACAAAGCGCUUUGAUAAUCAUAUCAUUAGUAUUCUGCUGCCUUAUAAAGUGACAAAUUAAUACAUAGUGCCAAAAAGAUAAUUGCAAGAUGUCUCACGGCGUGGUGAAGAAUUCUAGGAAUGGGAACAGUGCACAUGCAGCGGCGUCGACGAGGGAGGUUUCGGAGAGCCCUCCACCGCCACCUGAUGGAGGAUGGGGCUGGAUGGUUGUCAUCGCAUCUUUCAUGAUUCAUAUAGUCACCGAUGGUAUGACGUAUUCAUUCGGCGUGUUUUAUGCGGAGUUUCUGACCUACUUCAACGAGGGCAAAGGCAAGACCGCGUGGAUCGUCUCCAUCCUGGUGGGGGUCACAUUAAGUUCAGGUCCAAUAUCAAGUUCCUUUGUGAAUCGUUGGGGCUGCCGUGCGGUGACUAUAGCUGGAGCACUAUUAUCUGCUGUAUGUGUGGUGGCAUCGGCGUAUGCUGAAAAUGUGCUCACUUUAAUCUUCACCAUCGGCGUCGGCGCCGGCUUCGGUUUUGGUCUAAUAUACCUGCCCGCUAUUGUUAGUGUCACUGUCUGGUUCGAGCGCUAUAGGAGUCUUGCUACUGGUAUUGCAGUAUGUGGGUCAGGUCUUGGUACAUUUCUAUUUGCACCAAUAACAUCAGCGCUUAUCUCAGAAUACGGCUGGCGCGGGGCCAUGGCUAUCAUCGGUGCCUUAAUUCUCAACUGCGUGCCAUUAGGGCUCAUGUUUCGCCCUGUACCUGAACAACGGAGAACGCCAGUUACAGAGCCUAUGCUACCCAAAUCUGGUAAUUCUCCAUUGAAAAGGUCACAAAGUACAGAGAAUGUUAUUCGAGCUAAUGGAAAAGUUGAAGAAAAUGAUGUAGCCCGGCUAACACUUUCUCAGCCGGCUUUAAAUAAAUCACAUGAACAAAGAAAACUAUCUAAAAGUCAAUCAAGACAUGGUAGUGGUAUUAUGCAAAGACCUGAUGUGUUAUAUCAAGGGAGCCUAAAUAGUUUAGCAAAGUUUAGAGCAGCUUCUCCAGAAAGAGUACUUCCAAAAGAGCCAAAAAAAGAACCGGAAGACAGAUGUGGAUGGUUGCCGUGUUCGGCUGAAUCGAAAGCUGCUCUAUCGGAAAUGCUCGAUCUCUCUCUUCUAGUAGAUCCAGUAUUCGUUCUGUUUUCGUUAUCCAAUUUCUUAACUAGCAUAGGGUUUUAUAUUCCAUAUGUUUACAUUGUGCCUAUGAGUGGGAAGAUGAAUGUACCAAACUCUGCCUACCUGAUAUCUAUUAUUGGCGCGUCGAAUUUGGUCGGAAGGAUUAUUCUUGGAUACAUAAGUGACAAACCUUGGGUAAACCGCUUAUGCGCCUACAAUGUUUGCCUUACGGUUGCAGGAAUUAGCACAGCUUUAGCAAUGGCAUGUUGGGAAUUUUGGGGUCUAGCUGUAUAUGCAACCGUUUUUGGAUUCACAAUCGGUGCCUACGUCGGCCUCACUUCCGUAGUUCUAGUAGAUCUACUGGGUCUUGAAAAACUCACAAAUGCCUUUGGACUCCUUUUAUUAUUUCAAGGCAUCGCGUCACUUAUAGGUCCACCUCUUGCAGGGUGGCUAUACGAUGUCUUGAACUCAUAUGCGCCCGGGUUCUAUGUAGCGGGAAGCACGAUCGCUUUAAGUGGUCUCAUCCUAUUCUUCAUUCCUGUAUUGGAAAAGAGGAAUAACAGAAGCAGAUGGAUUGAUGAGACGGAUAUGGAGCAAAUAUAGCGGGCCGGGUCCCGAGGGACUAGAGGGUACCCCAUUAUUGUACUCAACAGUCCCUCGACAUCUUCCGCGCUAACUUCCGGAGAUGAAACCAAUAGUGACAGGGUAUAUGAUACUACAAUAGUAGAAGAGAAUAAUUUUUAUACCGAUAAUAGUUACAAUCAUGUAAAUAAACAAGUGGUGAGUGAAUGCUUUGAUGAGAGCUAUCUAACUCAUUCCAGACAUAAUGUGGCGAGUGUAUGAACGAACAUGUAGUGAUAAAAGGUGCAUACGACAUUAAUUUCCUAUAUUAGUUUAAUCGUGAGGUGCCGAUAGUUUUUCUUUAUCCAAAGAACUGCAACAAAUUUAUAUAUAGUAUAUAUAUUUUAUUUAGCAUUAAGAUAACGGAUAAAUUUAUUAUGCUUGAAGUAUACUGACUAUAUGUUGUAAUCAAAUCACAUUGAUCAAUUGGUAAUAUCAUAAACUAGUCUACAACUAUGUGAAAGGUGAUUAAUUCAUGAAAUAUUACGGCUUGGCUUGAAUAGAGACGUUUGAAGAUAUAAAAUGGUUCUUAUAUAGGCGAAUAUUGUAAGAUCAUACCCCAAGAUAGUUUCACUACUAGUAUGUUUAUUUACACAAUAACAUAUUAUAUUACAAUCUGCUAUGUGUAUAUUUGUAUAAUGACUUAUAUACAUUGAUAUAAUGACUUAAAAAUAUUUAUAUUAAAUGAUAGGUCAGUAGAUAAUAGUCGAAUAUAUCACGAAAUGCAACUUGGUCGACUACUACACAUAUAUAUGUUAACAGCAUAAUAAAACAUUUUGUUGUGCACUGGAUGUAAAUAUUUUUUUUAUGUUAAUAAUGACGACAUCAAAACAAAAAUACUGUAGAAAACAUGUUUGAUUUUGAAUUGAAUUUGAAAAUAGCUAGAACAAUUCAAGUAAGUUCAAAUUCUAUAAAUGAAAUUGAAUAUAUGUAUUGGGCGUUCGAAUAUUUUAUGAAUAAAGGCUUACUCAUUAACUGUCGUUCAUAAUUAUAAUAUAAUUUCAAAUUACGAAUACAUAUUUAUCAAUAAAUUUUAACUGAAAUAUUACAUGGGUUUGCCAAGAAGAGAAAAAACAAACUUAGAUGGGUGAUAUAUACCCAUCUAAUAUAUUUAUUUGUCUUCUUCUGGCUUGCUACUGAUUAUAAAAUCUUAAAUUUCAUUCAACCUUUUGAUCAAUUACUGUUUGCAAUUUUUCACAAAGUACCACAAUAUAUGUAAAUUUUAUUCAAAUACUAACACGUUAUGUAUCAUACCAAAAGAGUACUCACAUUGUUUCCAUGGGAGAGGAGGAACAGAAUACUAAUGAAUGUAUUUUAGACCUUCGUAUUACUAGGUAUACAAUAGUUUGUAUACCUAGUAAUACGAAGGUCGAAAACCACGAAAGUUGGUUAUACCAACUUCCCCACUAUUGAUAAAUAUGUACAUACUAUAUUUUACUACAUCUACAAGGAUAUUAUAUAAAACAUAUAUGCAUAGAUAAUUAAGUGUAAGCAAAGAAAAAUAGCUUUAAUUAAACAUGUAUAAAAUUAAUAUACAAAUUAAAAUACUUUUAAUUUAAACACUAAAAUAGUUCUUAAACACUUCCUUGAAGCUUUUAACUUUUUCAUCUCUUUGAUAUCAAACUUAUGCUAUUGUUUGUACCUAUGUGAAAUAAUAUCAUUUAUAAUAUUUAUUAUUAAUUGUAAAAAAAAAUACAAACACUAUUCAUCUUCCCGAGGGCACAUAAAUUUGAUUUUUAAAAUAUCCGCUUUGCCAAUAGAUGUAGUAAACAAAUAUAUCGACUUAGGUGAUGACGUAUGAUUCUUUAAUGGCCUUAUUGUGGACCAAUCGUUGGUAGAAUGGAUGAGGUCCAACGUACCUUAACAGAAGCAUAAUCUAUAUUUAAGUAAUUGUAUAAAUAAUUAAAAGUACAUUGGUUCAUUUCGUUUAUUUUUACAGUAGAUAUAAAAUACAAAAUAGUGCCAACUCUCCGUCUUUCCACGUCUUGAAGAAUAUUGUAUUUUUAUUAAUAUUAUUAUUUAAUAGAUUUUAAAGUCCGAGAGAUGGCGCUAGUUAUUAAUUUCCGUGUUGUGUUCAGUAGAGUAAUCCGUUAUUCAUUUUCUGAAAAUGAUACGUAAAUUAUAUUAUAAUGUAAAUACUUGACUGAACUAGGUAAUACAUAUUGUAUUAUACAAUCAACUGAACUGUGCAAAUUACUGAUAUCUUCGUACAAAUCUUUGUCACUUUGUUUUGUAUUGAUGAAUUCUUGCGCAUCUAAUGCGUUAAUUGUACAUUAAUGUUAAUAUGCAUAUAGACCUAAUAUUGAAAUAUAUAUUGGA